Molecule: messenger RNA, 1125 nt
Organism: Diplodia corticola
Lineage: Eukaryota; Fungi; Ascomycota; Dothideomycetes; Botryosphaeriales; Botryosphaeriaceae
Exons: 3
Coding region: 1-1125 (374 amino acids)
Source: RefSeq, a predicted model, not a curated record
AUGCGCUUUCGCGCGCUGCGAUAUGGACGUCUAUCGCCUGCCAACACCACCUCUCGGGCCAUCGACGAGACUCGAGAAGCCACGCAGGAGGAAGUCGACACCAUGGUCGACACCAUCACAGAGAGCUUGGACGCCAUCUUCCAUGAAUCGUCCACGCAGCAUGUUGUCCUCCUGGACGAGUCCACCGCGACGGCUGCAGCCAGCUCCCCUGCCGCCGCCCCAGGCCCAACAAAGCCUACCUACACCGCGACCGUCAUCCAACACGGCUACCCGGCCCUGAUUCACGUCCCUUACCCAUACCCGCACUGUGGCAUGACUACCAUCUCGACGGUCCCGGCCGUUGACCUCAUCAUCGUGAAAGACCCCGCUCCAACCCGCCACGCCGCUCUCUUGGUCGUGCUGGAAGCGAUAGAACCGAUGCUGAAACAGGCUUUUGACCGCUGCUGGGCUGCGACGAUGCUAACGAGCGCACCCCAACACCAACAGCGCAAGCGUCAGCGGAUGCUGACUCCGCCUGCUCCCCGUGACGACCACCAUCGCAACAAGCGCCGCUGUACACGCUCGCAUCAAGAAGCGUCCGGUGUUGCUCAAGGUCCCGCUGUGCCUCCGCCGCCGCCGCCGCCGCCUUCGAUGAUGCCGUCUUCAAUGCCGGCUCCUUCUUUUGCCGGGCCGCACGGGCACUGGACAAUGUGUGAAUCGCCGGGUAGCCACCAUCCAGCGGGUAGCCAUCACCCAGCGGGUGGCCAUCACCCAGCAGGUGGCCAUCACCCAGCAGGUGGCCAUCACCCAGCGGGUGGCCAUCACCCAGCGGGUGGCCACCACCCAGCAGGUGGCCAUCACCCAGCAGGUGGCCAUCACCCAGCAGAGCAGAAGCACCCAACCAGGGCCGCCCACAAUCGCGAUCCCGACAACUCCGAUCCGGACGAUGCGGAAAGCAACUGCCGUCCCUCGUGCGCCGCCCGCCGCAAGCCGAGAAGAGAUGAAUUCGAAUCGAACGACGAGGAAUCUGAUGACUUUGCGAAGUCUACCAAGUUUAAGCCUGACGACAUCGGUUACUUCGAUCCUCAUCUCAAGCUUCGGGAUGACGAGGACGAGGAUCUGGUUGAUCGCAAAGGCAAGCUCUAA